AUGAUUUUGGAUGAUCUACCUAACUUAAAAGAUACAUAUGCCUCCUUGUACUCCUCAGCUAUGGAAGACUUAGAGGUGGAUUUUGAUUCAGGACUGGAGGAAGAUGAACUGAAACAGGAGGCUGCUCCUGAGGAUUCCACGAUAUUUGUAGCUUUUGAAGGAAAUAUAGGCGACAGAGACUUUGAGCAGAAACUAGAUAUCAUAUUGGAGAAUGUGCCUGGCAUUUUACACAUGGAAUCCAACAAGUUAAAACUGCAGAAGAUAGAACCUUGGAACAGCGUCCGCGUCACCUUCAAUAUACCCCGGGAAGCCGCUGAGCGGCUGCGCAUUCUGGCUCAGAAUAACAACCAACAGCUUCGUGACCUGGGAAUUCUCUCCGUUCAAAUUGAAGGGGAAGGUGCUAUCAAUUUAGCUUUAGCUCAAAACAGAAGCCAAGAUGUCCGGAUCAACGGGCCCCUGGGAGCAAGCAACUCGGUGCGAAUGGAAGCAGGGUUUCCCAUGCAAGGGGGACAAGGUUUAAUAAGAAUGAGCAAUGCUGCAGCUGUCAUGAUGUCCCAGAGUGGAAAUGUGCCCUCCUCUAUGGUGGCAAGUGGUGCUAGUGCUGAGCUGCAGCCGAGAACACCUCGGCCUUCCUCACAGCCAGAUGCAAUGGACCCGCUCUUAUCUGGGCUAAAUAUCCAGCAGCAAAAUCAUCCAUCUGGAUCUUUAGCUCCCCAGCUCCAUUCAAUGCAGUCAGUUCCUGUAAACAGGCAGAUGAACUCAGCCAACUUUCAGCAGCUCCAGCAGCAGACGCAGUUGCAGACACGUCCUCCCCAGCCACAUCAGCAGCCACAGCAGGGUAUUCGACCUUCAUUUACAUCACCAGCACAGGUUCCAGUUCCUCCUGGCUGGAACCAGCUUCCUUCUGGAGCACUUCAGCCUCCUCCAACCCAGGGAGCAUUGGGUACCUUGACAGUAAACCAGGGUUGGAAAAAGGCCCCGUUGCCUGGACAAAUGCAGCAGCAACUUCAAGCAAGACCAUCUCUAGCAACAGUACAAACUCCUACUCAUCCUCCACCUCCAUAUCCUUUUGGAAGCCAGCAAGCUUCCCAGGCUCACUCAAACUUUCCCCAAAUGAGCAAUCCUGGCCAGUUUACUGCUCCUCAAAUGAAAAGCCUUCAGGGAGGGCCCUCACGGGUUCCUACGCCACUACAACAACCCCACCUGACCAACAAGUCUCCUGCUUCCUCUCCCUCCUCCUUCCAGCAGGGAUCUCCUGCAUCAUCUCCAACAGUUAACCAGACGCAGCAGCAGAUGGGACCAAGGCCUCCCCAGAGUAGCACGCUUCCCCAGGGAUUUCAGCAGCCUGUCAGUUCUCCUAGUCGUAACCCUAUGGUGCAACAGGGAAACGUACCCCCCAACUUCAUGGUGAUGCAGCAGCAAAACCAAGGUCCACAAGGUUUACACCCUGGUUUAGGAGCCGCCAGCCAGGCCAGCCAGAACUUCAUGCAAGGGCAGGUGCCCUCCACAGCUCCGGGAACAGCAGGGAACAGCGGAGCGCCGCAGCUGCAGGCUGGCCAAAACGUGCAGCACACAGGUGGCCAAGGAUCUGGACCUCCUCAAAAUCAGAUGCAAGCACCACAUGGCCCACCAAAUAUGAUGCAGACCAAUCUAAUGGGACUUCAUGGAAAUAUGAACAACCAGCAGACCGGUGCUAGUGGGGUGCCACAAGUUAACAUGGGCAACAUGCAGGGACAGCCUCAGCAAGGACCACAGUCGCAGCUUAUGGGAAUGCAUCAGCAAAUGGUAUCCUCUCAAGGACAGAUGGUAAACAUUCAGGCUCAGGGAUCACUGAACCCUCAAAACCAGAUGAUGCUGUCUCGAACUCAGCUCAUGCCACAAGGCCAAAUGAUGGUGACACCACAAAACCAAAAUCUUGGUCCUUCUCCCCAAAGGAUGACCCCGCCCAAACAGAUGAUUCCCCAGCAGGGACAACAGAUGAUGUCUACACACAAUCAGAUGAUGGGACCUCAGGGCCAGGUCUUGUUGCAGCAAAACUCAAUGAUGGAACAGAUGAUGACCACUCAGAUGCAAGGAAAUAAACAGCCUUUUAAUACUCAAAACCAGUCCAAUGUUAUGACGGGGCCAGCUCAACUGAUGAGAGGACCAACCCCAAACAUGCAAGGAAACAUGGUGCAGUUCACUGGGCAGAUGAUGGCGCAGCAAGGCCCUGUGAAUGGUAAUCCUUCUCAGGUUAUGGGAAUUCAAGGGCAAGUUUUAAGACCCACUGGACCUGGUCCUCACAUAUCUCAGCAACUUGGGGAUACUACUACUACAACAAAUAAUGAUGUCAACUUGACCCAGAUGUUACCUGAUGUUCCCGUGCAGCAGCCAAACAUGGUGCCUUCUCAUAUGCAACCAAUGCAAGGAAACAACAAUGCUUCAGGGAGCCAUUUCUCUGGCCAUGGGCUGCCUUUCAAUGCGGGGUUUAGUGGAACGCCAAACGGGAAUCAGAUUUCCUGUGGGCAGAAUCCUGUUUUUCCUGUCAAUAAAGAUGUUACGCUCACCAGCCCGCUCUUGGUUAACCUUCUACAAAGCGAUAUAUCAGCAGGACACUUUGGUGUGAACAACAAACAAAAUAAUCAGAAUGCCAACAAGCCGAAGAAGAAGAAGCCUCCAAGGAAGAAGAAAAAUAAUCAGCAACUAGAACAAACAACUUCUUCAGAACCACGUCCAGCUGGCCUGGAGGAGAGCGAUCAGUCGUCGAUGUCUGGAGAACAAGGAAUGAAUUUAGAUAAUUCGGGCCCUAAACUUUCAGAUUUUGCAAGUAGGCCACCAGGUUAUCCAUCUCAGCCAGUGGAACAAAGACCACUUCAACAGAUGCCACCUCAACUCAUGCCACAUACGCAGCAGGCACAGCAGCAGCAGCAACAGCAGCAGCAGCCACAGCCACCACCACAGCAAGCCCAGGCACCACCGCAAACACCGCAGCAGCAGCAGCAGCAGCAACAGCAGAUGAUGAUGAUGCUUAUGAUGCAGCAGGAUCCCAAAUCAGUCAGGCUUCCUGUACCACAAGGAGUUCACCCACCUAGAGGUCCUCUGAAUCCAGAGGCUCAACGAAUGCCAAUGCAGCAGAGUGGUAACAUGCCAGUAAUGGUUAACCUCCAAGGUCCGGGAUCAGUGCCUCCGUCUCCUGAUAAACAAAGAAUUUCCUUGCCAGGCAAUCCUCCUAUGGGAAAUAAUGCAAGAAAAAUGGUUUAUCAAGAUAAUGUACAGAAUCCUUCCAGCUCACCCCUUGGAGAGGUUUCAUCAGUACCCUCCCUUCCAGAAGGAGGUGGGGCUGAAGGGCCCCCAGCAUCAGGAGCUCAGAAUAGUUUGACGUCUCAUUUGGUAGUUUCACAGAACCAAUUAAUGAUGACGGGACCCAAGCCUGGACAAUCCCCACUUUCGACUGCCCAAGGUGCGAGUCCCCAGCAGCAGACUAAUUCUCUGCCUAGUGCUCUUACACACCAUUUUCCAAAUGUUGCCACCCCAUCACAGACUUCAAGGCCUAAAACCCCCAACAGAGCAAGCCCAAGGCCGUACUAUCCUCAGACUCCUAAUAACCGUCCGCCGAGCACAGAGCCGUCAGAAAUUAGCUUGUCUCCAGAGAGACUCAAUGCAUCUAUAGCUGGUCUGUUCCCUCCCCAAAUUAAUAUUCCCUUACCUCCCAGGCCUAAUCUCAAUAGAGGAUUUGACCAGCAGGGUCUUAAUCCCACUACUUUGAAGGCCAUUGGACAAGCCCCAUCGAAUCUCACAAUUAACAAUCAGUCUAGUUUUGCUGCUCCCCAGUCACACAAAUUGGAAGGCGUGGUCAUUAAUUCAGGAAAACAAACCAACACUGGAGGAACAAAGAGAGCAAGUCCCAGCAAUAGUCGAAGGUCCAGUCCUGGAUCCAGUAGGAAAACUACACCAAGCCCUGGAAGACAGAAUUCAAAAGCAGCUAAAUUGUCAUUGACAACUCAGCAGAAUCCGUCUCUCUUGCAGAACAUGGAAUUACAAAGAAAUAUGAUGGCUGGUCCCUCUUCUUUGCCAACACCUGUCACUACAAGUUUUCAAAAUAAUAACAUGCUAAGUAAUCAGAAUCCUGCAAUUUCUGUACCUCCUAUGACUGGCAUUGCUGAAGACAAUAAAGAGAUCCGUAGCGUGCCUCAAGACAACGAGUGUCAAAGUGCACAAGGUGUCCAAGGUAACAAAGACCAGCCCAGUAUUGAACUAAAAGGUAUCCCUGCUCCAGAAAUGAAAAUGCUGGUUCCAGAAGAACAGUCAAAAAAAGAUGGGCAAGCCUUAGACACCAAUAAGCUUCCAGUCUUGGAGGAAAGUAAAACCAUGGUAUCUCCUGCUAUGAGGGAGGCGCCGACUUCUUUAAGUCAACUUCUUGACAAUUCUGGAGCUCCUAACGUGACCAUUAAGCCCCCUGGGCUGACGGGUCUUGAAAUGGCCCCAAUAGUCACUACUGGUGAGGAGCUAAAGAAGGUAGCUGUUAUUCCUCCACUGCAGGAGUCAUCCUCGAGCAAAGAGCCAUCUAAUUCCCUUGGCUUGCCUCAAAAUAACGAGCCCUGUUCAAAUCCAGGGCACCAGGAACCGGGAGAAAUAAACUCAAGCGUUGCACAAAGUGCUCCUCCGGUCAUGCAAAGGCCCGUCAGCUCUUCUUCUAUUUCAGGUCCUUUACCCCCCAACCAGAUAACAGUUUUUGUAACUUCCAACGCUAUUACAUCUUCUGCUAGUACGUCAGCACCGUUGCCAUCUCACUUGCAACCGGCGUUAGUGUCGACGGUCGUCACGAUGCCCAGCGUAGGGAGCAAGGUGGUGGUUUCCGAGGGACAGUCGGCAGGUCAGUCCAACACCCGGCCGCAGUUUAUUACCCCCGUUUUUAUAAACUCGUCGUCAAUAAUUCAGGUUAUGAAGGGCUCCCAGUCAAGUACGAUUCCAGCAGCCCCGAUGACUUCUAACUCCAGUCUAAUGCCUCAGUCAGUCGCGGUCGUUGGUCCUUUGCAUAUACCACAGAAUAUAAAGUUCUCCUCCGGGCCCACUCCUCCCAGCACGUCAUCCAGCAGUCCUGUUUCUAGUAUUCCCACCAGCAGGCCACUGGUUCUUAAUCCCUUGCCACCUCCUGCUCAGCUGCCUUCUCCUGCUACGACUUCUUCCAAUGUUCCUUCACAUCUUCCUGCUCAGCAAGUCAAAGACUUCAGCUCGGAGGAGACUUCUUCUCAAAGCGGUGGGUCGAGUGACCAGUGCUCUGUUACAGCAGCGCAGUCUGGACCUGUUGUCUCACCUCUCCUUACGAGUAGUCCAGGAUCUGGGAACAGACGCAGUCCUGUUUCGUCGAGUAAGGGGAAGGGAAAAGUAGACAAGAUUGGCCAACUCUUGCUGACCAAAGCAUGCAAGAAAGUCACUGGCUGCCUUGAGAAAGGGGAAGAGCAGUAUGCUUUGGAUGGAGAAGCAGAAGGUCAGGCACUAGAAACGUCGGUCCCAACUAGUUUGGGAACAGAGCAGUCAACAGCAGAAGCAGAUAAUAAAACUGUGACACCUCCAGCGCCCGGUCUUACCAAACAGAGCACUUCUGGGCCUGGCA
Molecule: messenger RNA, 5593 nt
Organism: Tauraco erythrolophus (red-crested turaco)
Lineage: Eukaryota; Metazoa; Chordata; Aves; Musophagiformes; Musophagidae
Source: RefSeq, a predicted model, not a curated record